CUACUAUCUCUAUUCGGGAGACAGUCGCUGGCCAAACGCGACGCAACUGCGAAUGCAGGCGGACGAUCUCGGUCGGUCGGUGUCCAACUAUAUAAAAAUAAACCGAAACCGAAAGCAAGAAGAAGCCAUCCGAGCAGGCUGUGCCAAAAAAUUUCAAAAUUAGAGUACAUAUAGUGAUGUGCGGUCGUUUUGCAUUGUAAAUAAUUUGUUAAGCCAGUGACGGGCUACAAGAAAUAAGAGAAAAAUAAUAAAAAAAAAAAAAUAUUACAAAUAUUAACCAAAACAUGUCUGCAUUGAGUGUGGGACGUAAGGGCAGCGGCCAGCUGGAGGUUAUGCAAAAGGCUGGCUGGAAGAUCGAUGAGAAUGAGAAAGCCUGCUAUAUUGAUGUGGAUGAAGAUGAUGAUGAUACGGACGUUGGAUUGGAUGAUUCCAAGCGUGUCUACUCCAAAUGGUGCUACCUGCCCGACCUGAUACUUGAGGAAAUCUUCACUUACCUUAGUCCCAAAGAGAGAUACUACGCAGGAUUGGUUUGCCGGCAAUGGUAUCGCGCCUUUUACUUGCCCACGGUUUGGAACAACUUUGUGGUGGAUGAUCGCACCCUUACCCGACCGAAGUACAACUACUACUCCGGCUGGCAGUACUGCUUGGAUCACAUGCGUACCCAGAACUGUCUGGCGAGGAUUGGAAAAUAUUUGAGGGGAAUUGAGUUUCGGCCCUGGCACAGCUUCAACAAUAUUUAUCAGUUUAUGACCCUAUUAUCAUGGAGCAUGGACAAGGGCACAGAACAGAAUGCCUCACCGGAACUAGUGGGCAUGGGUCGUCGUAUCCGCUCGCUGGUCUACCACUUUCCUUGCAACAUGUCGCAGCCAAACGAUCCCGAAGGUAUCAAGCUCUUUGGCACUGGAGGCCAACUGCUCAAAGGUCUAAAGGAGCUGCUCCUUCGGCUCACAGAUCUGCACACUCUAAAACUUGUGGACUUUGUGCUGGAACGCUUUGAGGCCAAUCACUUGCUCGACGAGGUCGUCUGCAGCUGCUGCACCAAGAUGAGAGUCUUGAACCUCGUAAAUGUAACCACCACGCACUGUCCCAUCAUGCAUGUGGGUUUGUUCCUAAAUUUGCAGGUGCUCACCAUUUCCCCCCAGAACAUAGAUGAUGACGUCCUGUCCCUGCUGGCGGACACCAAGCUGCGUCAUUUGUAUUUGCUGCAAAACUGCUAUACUCCAAGCCACCUGACCAUAAGUGCCUGCGGGGUAAAAGCCUGGCGCAGUCUGAAAAAGACGAAUCCACGCAUGCGCGUCCACCUGCGGCUAGAGAAUCUGGCGGAUGGCGAGGUGGUGCUGCAGCCCGAGGCACCUGUCCACAGUAUCACGUACUGGGCCCCGCAGGCCCGGAUACGGGCCGACCUGCUUGUGCGAAUGGUGGACCACUACCGCAACACCCUGGCCGUCUAUGGCCAUGAGCUUCUGCCGCGCUUCUCCAGCCCCAAGCCGUUUCACAACCGCGUUGACAGCCUGAUGCUGCUCCUGUGCCGGCAGUGCUUUAAUCUGGACACACUGAUAAUCCGCGAGAAAGUCUCCACCUCGACGCUCUUGCUGAUCGCCCGAACUGCCAAGAAUCUGCAGCAUCUUUACGUGCGACGCUUUGCUGUGAUUCUACGGUGCGAUUGGCCCAGGCAUCCGGAGUGGAGCGAUGAAUUCUAUGCAUGGUUGAAGCGGAAUUCCCGAUCCUACGAGGCUGUGGAGCGAGAGAUCUCACAGAUUCUAAAGGAAAGGUGGCGGCUGCUCAGCGAUCGGGAUUUUAAGCAGCUGACUGUGAAUGUGAAAUCGGGAAUCUAGAAAUUGAAAUUUCUAUAUAUAGUACUCCCUUCCUUGUGGGACUUGUGAUAAAAGGUGUAGAGCUUUAACGAAUUAACCAAAGUUUACAGUACGAAAUAAAGCAAAUUGUUUUCGAUAUUUUAA
Molecule: messenger RNA, 1958 nt
Organism: Drosophila kikkawai
Lineage: Eukaryota; Metazoa; Arthropoda; Insecta; Diptera; Drosophilidae
Product: F-box only protein 39
Molecular function (GO): protein binding
Source: RefSeq, a predicted model, not a curated record